Molecule: messenger RNA, 585 nt
Organism: Manis javanica (Malayan pangolin)
Lineage: Eukaryota; Metazoa; Chordata; Mammalia; Pholidota; Manidae
Source: RefSeq, a predicted model, not a curated record
AUGUACCUGAUCACUGUAUUUGAGAACUUGCUCAUCAUCUUGGCUAUCAGCUCAGACUCACACCUGCACACACCCAUGUACAUCUUCCUUUCCGUCCUGUCCUUUGUGGACAUCUGCAUCACCUCCACCACCAUUCCCAAAAUGCUGUUGAAUAUCCAUACCCAGAACAAAGUUGUAACAUAUGCAGGCUGCAUGACUCAAAUGUAUUUUUUCCUGCUCUUUGCAGGAUUGGACAACUACAUCCUCACUGUGAUGGCCUAUGACCAUUUUUUGGCCAUCUGUCACCCUCUUCACUACACAGUCAACAUGAACCAACGACAGUGUGACCUGCUGGUCCUGGUGUCCUGGCUCUCUGUUGUCUCCUUAUUUUAUUGUACAAGCCAAGGUGUGUAUGUUAGAUCUGCUGCUACCCAGAGCUCACACUCAAGUGCAACAGCCACAGUGAUGCACACUGUGGUCACACCCAUGCUGAACCCCUUCAUCUAUACUCUGAGAAACAAGGACAUAAGCAGGUCCCUGAAAAGAUUCUUUGACAAUCAAACUAUAAAUGGGCCAAUGGUUCUGGGACUGAAGAAAUACAUCUGA